GGGAGGAAGGAGGGACAGAGCUCCGGCUCCUGCUGACCCACUCGGACCCAGACCUAGACCCAACCCGGCUCUAGACGGCGCCCGCCAUGCGGGGCCUGACUGUGGCCCUGUGGCUCUUCCUGGCUCUGCGCACUGCGCUCAGCGGGAUGGAGGCGCGGUGGUGCUCCACCUCAGACCCGGAGCAGCAGAAGUGCAGCGACAUGAGCAGCGCCUUCCGGAGAGCUGGGAUCCAGCCCGCCCUGCGGUGCGUCCAGGGCGCCUCCGCCGACCACUGCAUCCAGCUCAUCACGGCUGGGGAGGCAGAUGCCAUCACUCUGGACGGAGGAGCCAUUUAUGAGGCGGGGAAGGAGCACGGCCUGAAGCCCGUGGUGGGUGAAGUGUAUGAUCAAGAGGUUGGUACCUCCUACUAUGCGGUAGCCGUGGUCAAGAGGAGCUCCAACCUGACCAUCAACACCCUGAAGGGCGUGAAGUCCUGCCACACGGGCAUCAACAGGACGGUGGGCUGGAACGUGCCCGUGGGCUACCUGGUGGAGAGCGGCAGCCUCUCGGUGAUGGGCUGCGACGUGCUCAGAGCUGUCAGCGAGUAUUUUGGGGGCAGCUGCGUCCCGGGGGCAGGAGAGACCAGUUACUCCAAGUCCCUCUGUCGCCUCUGCCGGGGCAACGCGGCUGGGGAGGGCGUGUGUGACAAGAGCCCCCUGGAGAGAUACUACGACUACAGCGGGGCCUUCCGGUGCCUGGCGGAAGGAGCCGGGGACGUGGCCUUUGUGAAGCACAGCACGGUGCUGGAGAACACGGACGGAAAAACCCUGCCCUCCUGGGGCCAGGAGCUGCUGUCACAGGACUUUCAGCUGCUCUGCCUGGAUGGCAGCCGGGCCGACGUCACGGAAUGGAGACGCUGUCACCUGGCCCGGGUGCCCGCUCACGCCGUGGUCGUCCGGGCUGACACCGACGGAGGCCUCAUCUUCCGGCUGCUCAACGAAGGCCAGCGUCUGUUCAGCCAUGAGAACAGUAGUUUCCAGAUGUUCAGCUCUGAGGCCUAUGGCCAGAAGAACCUGCUCUUCAAAGACGCCACCUCUGAGCUGGUGCCCAUCGCCACACAGACCUACGAGGCAUGGCUGGGCCCUGAGUACCUGCGCACCAUGAAGGGUCUCCUCUGUGACUCCAACCGGCUGCCCCGCUACCUGCACUGGUGUGUGCUGUCCACUCCUGAGAUCCAGAAGUGUGGGGACAUGGCUGUGGCCUUCAGCCGGCAGACGCUCAGGCCGGAGAUCCAGUGUGUGUCGGCCGAGUCCCCCCAGCACUGCAUGGAACGGAUCCAGGCUGGGCAGAUCGACGCUGUGACCUUGAGGGGUGAGGACAUUUACACCGCGGGGAAGGCGUACGGCCUGGUUCCGGCGGCUGGCGAGCAGUACGCCCCGGAGGACAGGAGCAACUCGUACUUCGUGGUGGCCGUGGUGAAGAGGAACAGCUCCGCCGCCUUCAGCCUGAGCGAGCUGCGGGGCAAGCGCUCCUGCCAAUCGGCCCUGGGCAGCCCCGCCGGCUGGGACAUCCCCGUGGGCGCCCUCGUGCGGAGGGGCUUCAUCCAGCCCAGGGACUGCGACGUGCUCACAGCCGUGAGCGAGUUCUUCAGCGCCAGCUGCGUGCCCGUGAACAACCCCGGGCGCUACCCGUCCUCGCUGUGUGCGCUCUGCGUGGGGGACGAGCAGGGCCGCCACAAGUGUGUGGGCAACAGCCAGGAGAGGUACUUCGGCUACAGCGGCGCCUUCAGGUGCCUGGCUGAGGACGCGGGGGACGUCGCCUUUGUCAAGCACACAACCGUCUUUGACAACACAGAUGGCCACAAUCCGGAGCCCUGGGCUGCUGAGCUCCGGUCGGAGGACUAUGAGCUGCUGUGUCCCAAUGGGGCCCGGGCCGAGGUGUUUCAGUUCAAAGACUGCAACCUGGCACAGAUGCCGGCCCACGCCGUCAUGGUGCGGCCAGACACCAACAUCUUUGCCGUGUAUGGACUGCUGGACAAGGCCCAGGGCCUGUUUGGAGAUGACCACAAUAAGAACGGGUUCAAAAUGUUCGACUCCUCCGACUAUCAUGGCCAAGAUCUGCUUUUCAAGGACGCCACCAUCCGGGCGGAGCCUGUGGGGGAGAGAACCACCUACCUCGAGUGGCUGGGCCCCGACUACGUGGCGGCUCUGGAAGGGAUGCUGGCGCAGCAGUGCUCCCGUGCAGGCCUCGCUGCCUCCAGCGCCUCCCCGCUGCCGCUGCUGCUCCCGCUGGCCCUGGCGGCCGGCCGCCUCCAGCUCUCCCUCUGAAGCGGCCCUGGGCAGCCUCCCCCUCCCUCGGAAUGGAAACCGACCCAGAAACCUCUAUAAAUAAGGCCGUUCUCCUCAGUCAACCCAGCGGACACUCGGCGAGAAGCGUGUGAUGGGAGAGGAAAUGUGAGACACCACGGAGCUGUGACCCGACACUGAAGAGCCUGUGCUGGCUUCCAAGUGGGAAAAGAUGGAUGUGCAAGAAAAGUCCCCCGCCUCGCGCUGGGCGAGCAGGUCUCUCCUGCUGGAACCCAGCCUCUGCCUCCCCGCACCACCUGUCCCUCUGCACCUGAGGCAGCCGGCGCCUCCCAGGCGCGGCCCACCCGCCUCUGGCACUGCCGCCCCCCAAACCUGCAGCUCCCGCCACCGGGGGCCGCGCAGGCUUGGGCUUGGAAAAGGCCAGUUACCAAGGAAACAGGCUGAGCCGGGCUUCCCACAGGGCCCCUCUGCUGGAGCCGCCCAGGGGCUGAGAGAUGACAGGGCCUGCGGGCCCUCCCUGCUGGUUCCCACUUCCCCUCUGGAGAAGGGCCCUGCCCUCCAUCAGCCCCCGCCCCCCCAUCUGUCCUCAAGACUCGGUCCCAGCCUCCCUCCUGAGGACUCUGUGUCUGUCCACCACGGCAUCCACCAGAUGAGCUGCAGCCAGGCCCUCCACGGAGCCAACGGCAGCCCCAUGUUCUCGUCUUGUGUGGCUCGGUGUGGCCGGGACCACCGGCCCCCGACUGCUGGGCUGGUGUGGCUGGGGCUGGGCCACUGGGACGACACCCUCCAGGGCUCCUCAGACCAAGGAAAUGCUCCUUAGUAAGAUUUUUUAAGAGGCCUGGGGCCCGAGGCAGGGUCAGGGUCUAACGUUCUGCCUGAACAUCUGUCUGCUGUAAGGAGGGAGGCUCAGAGCUAGACAGGCUGUUGCCCUGCCAUUCGGUGAAUUCGGCUGCACCAGCCUCUGCCCGGGGGUGAAGCCCAGUCAGCCGGAGUCCCUCCUCCUGCGUUUCCUCCUCUUCGGCUCCAUCUCAUACCACCCCCUUCUCCACCAGCCGAGCGACACUCCCUCCCACCCCCCCUCGGAGCUCGGGGCCUGGAGUAGGGGCGGCCGGACCUCGAGGGCCUCUGAGGCCCUGGGAGUGGGAGGUGCCGUUCUCUUUGUCAGAAGAGCCAGGGCCCUGGGUGACCUGAAGCCACUUUCCCAGAGGAAGGGCCCCUCUUCCUGUCCCUGUGAGUCGGCGGAAGUGCCUGGAGAGGGUCCUCUCUCUGCCCCAUUAUUGCCACAGCUGUCUGAAGAGCAGAAGACCCUUCCAGCACUGUGAGCUCUCAUCCUGAAUGUUGCUCCCUGAGAAACCAAAGAGAGAGAAGAAACAGGAGCAGGCCCCUCGGCGGCGGCAGCCCGGGAGCCACGAGGGCCGGGAGCUAUUUCCAGCUCAGUCUGCGGGGUCUCAGAGACACUGACGGCAAGCAGGGCUCCCAGUGCUGCGCCCCCACCUGUGGGCGUGGGGUCCCUGCCAUCCCUCAGCCGCAAAGGAGGCCCCUGGCAGCAUCCUGGCCAUCGCCACACCGUCCUGAGGGUCCUGGCCACCAUGCUGGGCAAGCCCCCCCCCCCCACCAUGAGGGGCCAGGAGGACCCCCUCUGCUCUCAGGCUUUGGAGCCUCUGCACUGGGGCAGCAAAGGAUUCUUCUCUGACUGAUGAUGUUUGAUUUUUUAAAGCGAGAUCCGUGCAGUGAGACGUGUACCUCAGUAUGGCUGCCCUGGGUUAGAAAGCCGCCAGCGUGUGGCCCCUGCGUGGAGAGCGCCCGAGGUGUGGCCUGAGUGCGUGCGGUGUGACGUGAGGCGACGGCAGGGCCCCCACUGUGUUAGUGCCCAGAGGAGAUGGUGUGUUUUCAAUAAA
Molecule: messenger RNA, 4183 nt
Organism: Myotis daubentonii (Daubenton's bat)
Lineage: Eukaryota; Metazoa; Chordata; Mammalia; Chiroptera; Vespertilionidae
Gene: MELTF
Product: melanotransferrin
Biological process (GO): iron ion transport
Cellular component (GO): plasma membrane; extracellular region; early endosome
Source: RefSeq, a predicted model, not a curated record